Messenger RNA from Ilyonectria robusta, 1617 nucleotides. RefSeq names its product general substrate transporter. Gene Ontology annotation, biological process: carbohydrate transport; transmembrane transport. The record is from RefSeq and is a predicted model, not a curated record. Gene Ontology annotation, molecular function: carbohydrate:proton symporter activity. The transcript has 4 exons. NCBI's taxonomy places the organism in Eukaryota, Fungi, Ascomycota, Sordariomycetes, Hypocreales, Nectriaceae. Gene Ontology annotation, cellular component: membrane. The coding region runs from base 1 to 1617 and encodes 538 amino acids.
AUGGGUCUCCUUACUCUGGUCGAAGACCGGCCAACGCCUCCUUCAGUCUACAACUGGCGGGUAUAUGUCCUCGCCCUCGUGGCAUCAUGCGGUUCCAACAUGAUUGGCUACACCAGUGCCUUCAUCGGCACCACAAUCACGCUCGAGUCUUUUAAGAAGGAAUUCGGCAUCGACACAAAGACUACCGAGGAAAGAAACCUGAUUAGUGAAAACAUUGUUUCGCUGUUCAUUGCCGGUGCUUUCUUCGGUGCACUUCUCACGUAUAUCCUUAGCCAUUGGGUUGGCCGCAAAUGGUGUUUGACUAUUGCUUCGGCCAUGUUCACCCUUGGAGCUGGUCUGCAGUGCGGUGCCAAUCACACUACUGGUCUCGGAAUUCUGUACGGUGGCCGUGUCAUUUCGGGGUUGGCUACCGGCAUUGCCUCCAACAUCGUCCCUAUCUACCUUUCAGAGUUGGCUCCACCAGCUAUCCGAGGACGCCUCGUCGGCCUGUACGAGCUAGGAUGGCAGAUCGGCGGCAUGGUGGGCUUCUGGAUAAACUAUGGUGUUGAGAAACACAUCCCGGAAAGCCACAAGCAAUGGCUUAUUCCAUUCGCCAUCCAAAUCAUCCCGUCCGGCCUGCUCUUCGCUGGCUCCUUAUGGAUCCGAGAAUCCCCUCGCUGGCUCUUCCUCAACGACCGCCGGAGACAAGCCAUGGACAACCUUUGCUGGAUUCGCCAAUUAACCCCCACCGAUAUCUACAUCACUGAAGAGGUGGCAGCUAUCGACCAGGCUCUUGAGGCGCAAAAGGCUGCUGGCGGAAUCGGCUUGUGGAAGCCCUUCCAGGCGCUCGUCAAGCGGUCCAAUAUGAUGUGGCGUCUCUUCCUGGGAUGUAUGCUCUUCUUCUGGCAGAACGGUUCGGGCAUCAACGCCAUCAACUACUAUUCGCCUACUAUCUUCUCUAGCAUCGGUGUCCAGCCCGAUACCGUCAAUGUCAUGACCGGCAUUUUCGGCGUCGUCAAGGCCAUCAUGACUUUCGUGUGGCUGCUUUUCCUCGUCGAUCAGCUUGGACGACGAAAGCUUCUGCUCAUCGGAGGUGUCACUGGUUCGAUAUGCAUGUGGGUUAUUGGCGCGUACGUUUACGUCGUCGAGCCCACCAAGAACCCCCAGGACCACUUGAGCGGCAGCGGCAUUGCUGCUAUCGUCUUCUUCUACUUGUGGACCGCUGUGUACACACCUACCUGGAACGGUACCCCGUGGGUCAUCAACUCCGAAUUCUUCGACCCCAACUUCCGUUCGCUGGCUCAAGCUACCACGACGGCAAGCAACUGGUUCUUCAACUUCCUGGUGUCGAGAUUCACUGAGCAGAUGUUUGCUGCCAUGGGUUACGGCGUGUAUAUGUUCUUCGCUGCCCUGUCUUUCCUUGCCUUCGUAUUCGCCUUCUUCCUCAUCCCCGAAACCAGCGGUAUUCCCCUCGAGAAGGUCGAGCGGCUGUUCAUGGUCAAGCCAAUCUGGGAAGCUAACAAGAUCCUCAAGGCUCAACUCAAGGAGGAGGAAGAGCAAUUCCGCCAUGAUGUCAAGGAAGGUCCAAUUCAUGACGAAAACCAGACUGACUCGACUGAUGAUCGCUAUCAAGCAUAA